ACUAAUGGUAUCGGCAGGUAGGUGCUGCAUUCUGUUAUUCCAUUACAGUUGGCCUGUGUCCCGAAGAAUAUGAUUCAUUCACUAGUUGGGAUUGGUGGAGCAUGCUGAAGUUUCUUAUGAGCAUUCCACACACAGAUCUCUUCUACACUUUAUUUAUCCGUGCACCACUAACGGUGAGUGGCUACGGACUUGUAGCCUUCCCUGUUACAAUUGCCAAGUGCUAACAUCGUCCAAUAAUAAUCGAAUCUCUUUGAGGUGGCGGCUUUCUUGCCGCUUAGUAUGUAAGCAUCGAUCAGGUUGGCGUUGACUCUUGCACACUGGUCCAGUUCAAUAUAAAAUGUAGCAUAGAGCAUGGCAACUCAUUUCAGCAUUGACCUAUUCCUUUUGGCGCAAUCAUAAGGUGAAUUCAUGAAAGGCAAAACUGAAAGUAGUCAACAUCGCUAUCUGCCCACGUCUGCAGGCAACCAUUUUGUAACUCUUUGUGUGUGUUUGUUUCCCGCGUGUGAAUCAAUUUGUUUUCAUAUGAAUUUUUUCAAAGGUUAAGUUCUUGCACAUUGUUCAUGCCGUUUCUAGGAGGUUCAACCUCUACAAAAACGUUUUGCCCCGCUGCGACUGUUGAUUGGAGGAGGCACAGCUGCCGCACAGGCAAUAGUUGCCUACUACUCUAUCGGCGGAAAAGGAGCCGCCGGUAGCCAAGGUCGCCAUCGCACGAUCGCAGGCUGCAGCGGCGGCGCGGUUGGGUCCACGUGGCGCGCACCAGGGGCGCUGGCGGUGCAAAUGGGGGCAUCAUCCUGAGGUGGCCGUGGCCAGUGGCGUCACUCUCCGUCACCGAGAGAAACGAAACCUAAUCCUGAAUCCGGUCGCAUUCGGGGAAUGUCUUCCGGCCUCCCGCUAAUUCCAUGGCGUAAUCAUGCUUUUGCAUUAGCAGCAGCUUGCUUCCGCAUUGGCCAGUGACGCUUGCUUUCGCAUUGGGCGGUGACUCUGACUCAAGCCAUUGCCAUCGUCCUCAACUCACUAUAAAAACCCAUGCACUGAGUGUUACCUGGACACCAGCCUGAGCCUGGUCUCUGUCUCUGUUCUUGCCUGCCGCAUUGGCGCAUCCAGGCUGCAGUGGCUGCGGUACGUCGGACAUGCUGACAAGCGGCAUCGCUCCAAUGGCGUCGCGCACGAUCGCCCCGUGGCGGCAGGUCAUGAUGCUCCUGGCUCUGCUGCCGCACCUGUUCCUGAGCGCCCCCGCCGUCGUCGUCGCGAGGCAGUGGCAGUGCCUAUGGCCGGGCCAGGCGCCCGACGACGCUGGGUGCCUGAGCUGGCGCGUCAUGGUGGAGGCCAACAACGCCCGCGGGUGGCGCACGGUGCCCGCGCAGUGCGUCGGGUACGUGAACGGGUACAUGACCCGGGGCCAGUACCAGCGGGACCUGGCCGGCGUCAUGGAGCAGGCGUCCGCCUACGCCGACGAGAUCGCCGCCGACGCCGACGCCGACGGCCUCGACGCCUGGGUGUUCGACAUCGACGACACCUGCCUCUCCAACCUGCUCUACUACGAGGCCAAGCAGUUCGGGGCGUACGACCCGUCGGCGUUCAAGGCUUGGGCGAGCAGGGAGGCGUGCCCGGGGAUACGUCCGGUGCUUGGGCUGUUCACGACGCUGCUGGACAAGGGCUUCAAGGUCUUCCUCCUCUCCGGGAGGGACGAGGAGACCCUGGGCUCGUGCACGGCGGCCAACUUGGAGGCAGAAGGGUUCUCCGGGUACGAGAGGCUCAUCAUGAGGACUCCGGAGUACCGAGGGCAGAGCUCGUCGAUCUUCAAGUCGGCGAUUCGGAGGCAGCUCGUGGACGAAGGCUACAGGAUCCGCGGCAACGUCGGGGACCAGUGGAGCGACCUGCAGGGCGACAGCGCCGGCGACCGCGUGUUCAAGAUACCCAACCCCAUGUACUUUGUCCCCUGAAGCAAGGACGAGCAUACAGACUACUCCCAUGUAGGGAAGUGUCAGAGCGAUCUGUAAACGAGUGGCCAAUGUGGAAUAAGCACAGGCCGUAAAGCAUAUAUAAAUAUAAAGAAGAAGAACAUUGCUUCUUCUGCUUCGA
Molecule: messenger RNA, 2082 nt
Organism: Sorghum bicolor (sorghum)
Lineage: Eukaryota; Viridiplantae; Streptophyta; Magnoliopsida; Poales; Poaceae
Product: acid phosphatase 1
Exons: 4
Coding region: 1131-1943 (270 amino acids)
Molecular function (GO): acid phosphatase activity
Source: RefSeq, a predicted model, not a curated record